This is a messenger RNA of Mangifera indica (mango), 1241 nucleotides long. Its product is annotated as membrane steroid-binding protein 2-like. NCBI's taxonomy places the organism in Eukaryota, Viridiplantae, Streptophyta, Magnoliopsida, Sapindales, Anacardiaceae. Gene Ontology annotation, cellular component: membrane; endomembrane system. The record is from RefSeq and is a predicted model, not a curated record. The transcript has 2 exons. The coding region runs from base 152 to 808 and encodes 218 amino acids.
UUUUUUAAAUAACGUGAAAAAAUAGAGAAUCGUGUGUUAGACCGGGGAUACAGUCGAGUAGAUAAAUCACAACAAAACAUCGUCCUCCCUUCUCGGCCUCUCUCCAGUGUCCUCUUUAUCUCUCAUCAGUUGAAAAAGAAGACAAUCAAAUAUGGCGUUUCAGCUAUGGGAGAAUUUGAAGGAGGCAAUCACAGUGUACACUGGGCUCUCGCCGGCCGCUUUUUUUACGGUUCUUGCUUUACUAUGGGCUGUAUACUAUGUGUUAUCGGGCCUUUUCGGCCCCUCUAAUACUCAUCACCAACGGCGAUCCAGAGAAUUUCAGGAGCAGAUGCAGCCUCUGCCGCCUCCCGUUCAGCUCGGAGAAGUCACCGAGGAAGAGCUCAAACAAUACGAUGGCUCCGAUCCCCAGAAGCCUAUUCUCAUGGCCAUCAAGGGCCAGAUCUACGAUGUCUCCCAAAGCAGAACGUUUUAUGGACCCAAUGGACCAUAUGCACUGUUUGCUGGGAAAGAUGCAAGCAGAGCACUUGCAAAGAUGUCUUUUGAGGAGAAAGAUUUAACUGGUGAUAUUUCUGGUCUUGGUCCUUUUGAACUGGAGACUUUGCAAGACUGGGAAUUCAAUUUCAUGAGCAAGUAUGUUAAGGUGGGAACCAUCAAGAGCACUGUUCCGGUUGCCAAUGAAACCUCCGCCGGUGAAUCAGCAGAAACUAAAGAAGGCGAAGCAGCUAUUCCUGUUGAAGAUGGUCUAUCAGAAAGUGCCGCUGUUAAAGCCGAGGAAUCCCCAUCUGGUAUUGAUGCUGUGAAGGAUUAAAGCUGGUUCAACACUCAAAAAAGGAUACAAUUUCUAAUGAAAGUGGAAAAAGGGUAACUAAUCUGGCUGUAUGUUUGUUGUUAAGUUUACUCCACAUAUAAGUUUACUUUGCUAGUCUAGGAAACUUAUGCUGCAGACUUACUUUCAUGUUUGUAUCAUGAAGAAAAUAAAUUGGGCAAAUCGUACUUUCAGUAAUCAGACUGGGAUCUCUGUAAGUUCAGGUUUUUAAGGUACUCUAUGUGAUAAAUCAGCGGUUGUCUUAUGAAAAUGUUUGGUAUUGUUUUCUCUUUUCCCUUUUUGGAGUCAAAAUGGGUGCUAAAUGGUACGUAGGAUUUCAUUUAAUCAGAUGAUGUUAUGUUGUCCAAUAGUACCCGGUUGUAUCCAUUUUGUUAGUAUAUGAAGGAUUAUUGAAAUUAUGUAGAUAUUGAACAAA